Spodoptera frugiperda (fall armyworm) is the source of this 3216-nucleotide messenger RNA. It is a transcript of the gene Tango10, whose product is annotated as BTB/POZ domain-containing protein 17. The transcript has 14 exons. Gene Ontology annotation, molecular function: protein binding. Lineage: Eukaryota; Metazoa; Arthropoda; Insecta; Lepidoptera; Noctuidae. The record is from RefSeq and is a predicted model, not a curated record. Bases 149 to 1846 code for a protein of 565 amino acids.
AUCUGACAUUAGUGAAGUUGCAUCAUAACGUCAUGAACGGGUAAAUAAAACCUAAGAAUUUGUAGUGGCAAAAAAUAUAUUUUAGUGUUAUUUUUGGAGAAGAAACAAUAUUUUGCAUCUUCCUCAAUGCGGCAAGGUUAAUUGUAUCAUGGAUUUCUUGACGGUAAACCGUCAGGUAUCGUCAUCCUCCGAGAAAAAGGAAGAUGGAGUGGAAGCCAAUGAAGGUCUUGUGGUGGACAACUCAAAAUGUGUACUAUAUAAAAUAGCAACGCUGUAUGCUGAGCAGCUGAUGAGUGAUCUCACCCUGGAGGUGGGUGGGGUCGGCUAUCCAGCUCAUAGGCUAAUACUAUGUGCCAGCAGUGAAGUCUUUCAGGUGAUGUUGAUGAACCGGGAAUGGAGCGAGUGGCGCGAGAGUCGCAUAGUACUGCAGGAGACACCUACAGCUACCUCAGUAUUCCCACACUUCCUUAAGUAUUUUUAUACUGGACAGAUAAGAAUAUCACAUGAUACAGUGUUACCAAUACUUUCUCUAGCUGACAAGUACAAUGUGAAGGACCUAGUGACUCUGUGCCUGACGUACAUGUCUCAGAACAUAGCGCAGGCUGCCAAGCGAGGACAGCUCAUCUCCUGGAUGCAGUACACCAUGGCCUGCGGACACAACGAAGUUGCUAAGUCAUGUCAGAACUUCGUGAAGUGGAACCUGGAGUGGGUGUGGUCGGACAGCGACCUCAGCGAGCUGGAGGGCGAGACCCUCGUCCAUCUCCUGCAGCAGAGCGACCUCGUGCUGCAUAACGAGAUGAGUGUAUACGAUUUCGUGGUCCGCUGGCUGGGCAAGCAACGCGAGCGCCUGUCUGCGAGCGAGCUGUCGGAGGCCGAGGCCAAGGCGCACUGGGAGUCGCUCGUCGCCGCCGUCUUCUCACACGUCAGAUUCCCAAUGAUGUGCCCCAACCAGCUGGCGAAGUUGUUGCUCUGCCCCCUGACGCAGGAACAUAAGGACUUCUUCAUGGAGCGGAUGGCGAUCGCCAUGAGCUACCAGUCAGGCCAAUUCGAGCGUGUAGCGGAGAUCCAGCAGACUGAAGCAGGGCGCAUGUUGUUCACGCCGCGCCUGUACACGGAGGACACGUGGGGCUCCGUGCUGGCCGUGGACAACUUCCACUCGCUGCCCUGCUACCACACCAGGACCUUCAUCUUCUCCACGCGACCCUCCAUCGCUGACGUGGCGCCCCAGGACAAGCUCACCGAGUGGACAGUCGACCUGUACCCCAAAGGAGUUUGGUUCAGGAAGAGCUUGCUCAUCGUCUGGGCUGGGACUUAUGAUGUACCCGAGGUGGUGCUCCGUACAGUGCGGAUCUCCAUCACGUGUCAGAACUGUCCGGAUUACACCGUCAACCAGUUCGGGGAGACCGAGCAACUGGAACCCGAUGUCAGGGUCAAGAUUGGCAUCCUAGUCUGGGGUGUGGAGAAGGGAGUCGAACACGUGUCCUCCGUGGUAGAGCGGGUACAUCGGUUUUCAGCACAGAACAGGGUGCUGAACAUAGACGACGCGCUAGACUUCGACGCGUUGAACACCCCGCUGUACACGCCGUGCUCCCCCCCCGGCGCGCCGCCCCCUGCCACCGCUCCCCCCACUCCCCCCGCGCCCCCCACACUGCCCGCCGCGCCCGCUGGGAAGAACUACUCGGUUAACAGUGUGAGCUCGAAGCGUUGCUACAAGUGCUCCGACUAUGAAGCCCCCGAGCCGAGACAUCUGUUGGGACCCCAUAAGGACCAGCUUAGGAUACAAGUAGUGAUCGUGCCUCUAACAGACUACUGCCACGUCGGAGUGAACGACAGCACACAGGGAUGACCUACGACAGUAGCGCGCAUCUACUGCGCGGGUGUGUCAUACCCGGCCUGACAGAGACACUUGAUCUCUCUCAGCAUCGCCUGCAAAGCUUGAAGGCAAGUUCGAAGGAAUAUUUUCUUUGUUUUAGCUAAAUGUAUGCUAUUAAAGUUCAAAAUCAUUUGUCAUAUUAUCAACGUCAGCCCUCAGUGGAUAGCAAUUUGUAUUCUACACUAUUGUGUUAAAGUUCGUUAUUGUAUGUCGUUGAUCGAUUGUGUAAGCGUUGAGUACAAGGUCCUAAGUUCGAUUCCUAGGUUUUACUGUGUGUUUCAGUGGUAGCAGGAAUUUUGAGUGUCCAUUAAAGGCAAUAAUAAUUAAAUAAGAUAGCAGGGGCUUGUCUAUGUGCAAUAUAGUUUUUAAUAAGAUUAUGUUUGUUAAUUCGUCCAAAGUGCGUUCGGCCUUACAACUCGAAAUUACUAGCUUAAUUGGUUCGUAGAUAAUUUUAAUGCAAUUCGAAAUAUUUUAUGGUUAUUGGUAAUGUAAGGCGAUUUGUGAUGACCUCAAGAAAUUUGUAACAUAGGGUGUUAUAAUAGGGAUGAUGACGGCGUAAAAUAAAAUCAAUUCAUUCUAUAAGUGCCCACUACUGAGCAAAAGCCUCUUCUCACACGGAAAAGAAAUGAACAUUAGUCACCACAAUGGCUUAAAGAGGUUUGGAGGUUAGAAAUUUAUAAUUUGAAAUUGUAAGUCGAAGAUAAACAGGCGCCUUAACCUCUAUGUCACCAUGACAUUUAAUAAAAACGAGUUAUACAUAUAAUUUUAAACCUCUAGUCUGCUACAAAAACAGAUCUAUGCGAAAAUCAAUGUAUUUUCUAUGGUCUUAUAAAUGGGCAGUAAACCUUCGGCGUUUGAUUGGAUGGUUUAUUCGAACCGGCCAAUCAGAGCACCGAAACCACUCUCGUUUCGAUAACUUUAAACGUAAAGCAAACUCGUACUAAAGUUACUGGACAUUUUUGAUAAAUCAAUCUGUCAUCAUCCCCAUUACAACAUCCUUUGUUUAAAUCGCCAUGCGCUGUUUUAUGUUGUAAAAAUAAAAUAAUAUGUUAUAGUAUGUUGUAUGCUAGAUUAAUUUACUUAGCAAAUUAUUAUUAUAUUAAUUAUGUAAUAUGCAAGGUGUAACGGAAAGGGUAUAAUAUUAUGCCAAUGAUACAUUUUCUUGCACCAUAGGACGUCUUACCACACAGUUUUCGUUACACCCUGUCUAUGAGGCUAACUAAUUGUGACUGUUUAAAAAAAUACUUUGACACAAAUACGUUUUAGGUUAUUUUAGGUCAUUGGUUAAAGACCUAUGCCAUGGUUUGCUGAAAUAGUGCCUCUUUUCAUCUACUACUCCUAAU